ACUUUCUUUUAGAUUAAUAAAUUUCUAAGGAAUGUUUUAAUGAAUUUUUCGUACUUAAAUAUUGUUAAACUUAUCAACUUUGGUUACAAUGAGUUAUCAUGCCAUCAAUAUAUAAAAAGCCACGAAAAUUUUCAACUAAAAUUGGUUAUAAAAGUUAGCUGAUGUAUUCAUGCCAUCAAUUUAUAAUAAGUUACGAAAAUUUUCGACAAAAUUUGACCUCAAAGAGUUAGCUGAUAUGUGCAUGUCAACAAUAUAUAAAAUCUACGAAAAUUUUUACAAAAUUGAAAGCUAUAAAUUUUUUAAAUAUCAGAAUAAAUUACAAACUCUAAAAAAUGGUAGCGAUCAAAUUAAUUUUUGUUUUCUUUAUUUUAACUACUACUACGUUGGUUACUGCCUUUAACCCAAAACUUAUGCUUAAAUUGGUCAACGAUGAACGUAAAAAAGUUGGAGUUUCUCCACUUUAUUUAAACAAUAAAUUGAUGUCGGCAGCUCAAAAGCAUACUGACUACAUGGUUAAAACUAAUAAAUUUACCCACGAUGAUCCUCGUGGUUCAAUAGGAGUACGUGUUAAAGCAGAAGGUUAUAGCCAUAUUAGUGUCGGAGAAAAUAUCGCUGAAGGAUUAGGUACGAAUGAAGAAGCACGUGUCAUGCAAAUAUUUAUGGGAUCUAACUUACAUCGAGAAAAUAUUCUUAAUAAGAACUUCAUUGACUUUGGAGUUGGAUUUGGCGGUGGAAAAUAUUGGACUCAAGUUUUCGCUAGACCGGCUAGUAGAAACAACAAACGUUUAAUUCGUAAAAGAUUAGUUCAAGAAUAAAAUAAUAUAAAUAAUGAUCAAACUGACUUUAAAAAGACUUUUAGUGACACUUAGUACCCUAGUCAUGUCGAAAAAAUGACUGUCAUAGACUUUAUUUUUGUUUAAUUGCUUAAAAAUGCAGAAAUUUAUUUAUUUAUCAAUGCAGAAACUUCUUUUAUGUAUAUAUUUAUUAAGAUAUUUUACAGAUAUAAUUUUUUCGGUUAUCUUGUAUAUUUUUUAUCAAUAUUCUACUAU
Rhizophagus irregularis DAOM 181602=DAOM 197198 is the source of this 1049-nucleotide messenger RNA. RefSeq lists its product as uncharacterized. Lineage: Eukaryota; Fungi; Glomeromycota; Glomeromycetes; Glomerales; Glomeraceae. The record is from RefSeq and is a predicted model, not a curated record.